Molecule: messenger RNA, 782 nt
Organism: Leptopilina heterotoma
Lineage: Eukaryota; Metazoa; Arthropoda; Insecta; Hymenoptera; Figitidae
Product: delta-like protein B
Exons: 8
Coding region: 189-608 (139 amino acids)
Source: RefSeq, a predicted model, not a curated record
UUACACCUUUGAAAAUGUGGUCAGUGUGCAUUAUUGUGUUGUUGCACUCGGUACGUUCAUUAUGUAUACACUCAUCUAUACAGAAGAGACUUGAAUAAAUAUUGACAUCCGAUGAACGAUUGUCAUCAGUCUCGAUUUUGAAUCUUUAUUGUAAUCAGUAAAAAGUUACCUAAGACAAAAACAUCAACAUGUCUAAAUCUUGUUGUGAAAGAAGCCACAGCAGAAAGGAAGAGGUUUGCUGCACUGGGACCGGAGAAUGUUGUUCCCUCGUUUGGGGAGGCAUGGCCCAGGAUUUUGAUGAAAAAGGUGCGACUUGCGUAAUUAAUUGUAAAAAUGGAGCUAACUGUUGUACCAAAAGUACAGGAUGUGUGAUAAAAUGCAAAGGAGAAAAUGGCACAAAGUGUGAAAUAAAUUGUGGAUGCUGCUCAAUUACUGUUGAAAAAUCUGUAGACGAUAUCGGCAAUUAUUGCAAAGUUACAUAUUGUGAAGAUGAUAAAUCCGAAAAAAAGAAGAGUAUUCUUACUUGUUGCUUGAGAGAACCUUGCACCCAGGGAAAAUAUUGUGUAGUGAAAUGCGGAGGCGAAAUAUGCUGUGUUAUCAAAGGUUGAAAAUGUAUAUUGUCAAGAAGUGGAACAAUUGAAUUCAAUAAAUUAAUAAAUCAAUACGACCGAUACAUUUAUCUUCUCAAAUGCUCUAUAUGCAGUAUUCACUUAUGUGGUGGUGUUAUUUCGGAGUUAAUUUAUAUUUUUAUUCACUUAAAUAAUAAACAAUAAAAAAUUUGA